CGUUCGAGCAGUGGGUCCAAACGAUUGCCUGUCAAACUCCGGAAGACUUCUCCUCACCGCUCAUCAAUCCAACUUCCAAGUGCAGCUUCCUCAACUCCCCUCUGUCUUUCUCAUUUCUCAACAUGGCCGCUUCCGGCUCCGCUGAUAGUAGCCCCGAGAAGAAACCACCGGUGCUGUCAACUCUGCAAGACCUGACCAUCCUCGAGGCCUUCGACCAGGGAGCGACCGAGGCGAAAUACGUCACUUUCUACCUGGUGACGGCCGAAGAUGAGGUAUACUUUGGCCAAUUGUUCAAGCCGAAGAAGGAAAUCACCCUGGAGGAGUACAAUGCCGCCCUGAAAUACGUCCCCGACAGCGAGAUCUACCCAGCGGUACCCCCCAACACGGCCCUCACCAUCGCACCCACCGACCUGGACGACACCUCCGCCUUCAUCAAACGAUCCGGCCUGAAUUGCUACGAGAGCAUGAAGGGCACCAACUUCGUCCCAAAAGGCGUUCUCGAGGAGACACUCAUUAUGGAGCAAAUCUCCCGGACCCCUCACCCCAACAUCGUCCGCUACCUCGGCUGCCGGGUCUAUCGCGGUCGAAUCACGGCCAUCUGCCUCGAGCGCCUGGAGCACACGCUGAUGCAGUACAUCCACGAGCCGGGCUUUGCCUCCCUCGACAAGGCCAAGUUUGUCAAGGGCCUGGAAUCCGCCGUGGCGUACCUCCACUCGCUGGGGCUGGCGCACAACGAUAUCAACCCGUACAACAUCAUGGUCAGGCAGGACGGCACGCCCGUGCUGAUCGACUUCGGAUCGUGCCAGCCCUUUGGCGGCCGGCUGCAGUCGCUGGGCUCGCCCGGAUGGUACGAGGAGAUUUUCUUCACGUCGCAGGCCAAGCAUGAUUUGUUCGCGCUGAAGAAGCUGCGCGAGUGGCUGGAGAAGCCGGAGUGAAGGCGGACGGUAUCGGCCCGGGCCCGGUGCAGAUGCACAGGGUUAGCUGAGCUAAGCUGACUGAGGAUCUGAUUGCAAGAGUAAUCAGUUUGGGGAGGACAAUUGCAUGCUGCCUACGGGCAGUGAGCCUUGGGGUUUCACCUGCGUUCUGUCCUGAGCCAGCCACCUCCGUCGGAUCCCACUAGCUCUUAAGUCUUUGCUGCCUGAGUCUCAUGGUCGAGUUGGUUAGAAAGCCUCUUUCACCCAUCAUAUCUCUUCCACGAGGAAAUCGUAUUCAACGCGUAAAGAUGUGUAAAGCUAGUAUAAGUGCCACAGCCGUUCGUUCCCGCUUUCCAGUCUGAACCACCUGGUAAACCAUUCACCUUCCAUCAACAACAUUCCACCCCAAAUGCUGCGUACAACCCUGGCCUCACCUCCCUGUACACUCUUGCUGCGAGCGUCG
Molecule: messenger RNA, 1377 nt
Organism: Thermothielavioides terrestris NRRL 8126
Lineage: Eukaryota; Fungi; Ascomycota; Sordariomycetes; Sordariales; Chaetomiaceae
Exons: 1
Coding region: 123-935 (270 amino acids)
Biological process (GO): mitotic DNA damage checkpoint signaling; protein phosphorylation
Cellular component (GO): nucleus
Molecular function (GO): protein serine/threonine kinase activity; ATP binding
Source: RefSeq, a predicted model, not a curated record